Messenger RNA from Neopelma chrysocephalum (saffron-crested tyrant-manakin), 742 nucleotides. RefSeq names its product T-cell activation Rho GTPase-activating protein-like. Gene Ontology annotation, biological process: signal transduction. The transcript has 5 exons. The record is from RefSeq and is a predicted model, not a curated record. Bases 1 to 627 code for a protein of 208 amino acids. NCBI's taxonomy places the organism in Eukaryota, Metazoa, Chordata, Aves, Passeriformes, Pipridae. Gene Ontology annotation, molecular function: GTPase activator activity.
AUGAAGCGAAAAGCGAAAAGUGACUCUCGAAGAAAAAAGCCUUCACGGCUUCUUCACAGCCAAGUCUUCACAGCCAAGCCCUCCCCUGCCAGGAUCAUCACCGAGGCGACGUGGGUGGCUGACAAACUGCCUAAACCAAACCUUGUCUUGCUCAAGCACUUGCUCUCUCUCCUCCACCACAUCAGCCAAAACGCCGAGACCAACAGGAUGGACUCCAGCAACCUGGCCAUCUGUGUUGGCCCAAAUAUGCUGAGCCCAGAGACGGACAGCACGCUCCCACUGGAAGUACAGAAGGAGAUGAAUGACAAGGUGACAGUGUUGGUGGAGUUCCUCAUAAACAACUGCUCAGAAAUAUUUGAGGAGGACAUUGCUUUCCCUGUCUGUGCCUCAGCUGAGGAGUCACCAGAGCACACAGACAGCUCCACAGGAAUCAUGAUCCCUGGAGUUCUUGGAUGUAGCUCCCAGGAGGAUGUAGAAAUCAAGCCACGUGAGCUGGGUGUCGGAAAUCCCCAGUUUUCUACAGCCAGUAGAAAAGAUGCUCCCAGCAUCUUCUGGGAGCAAUACAGGUUGGAAAAGCAACAACAUAUUGGUGUGGCCCUGAAGUACUCAUUUGUGAUGUACCUUUGAAUCCAUGUGGGGACUGGAUACGUAGCAUUGCAUUUCUUGUCAAGGGAGUAAAUAAGCAGGUUACCAGAAGAACAAGAAAAUAACCUAAAUCCACAUUUAAAUCCUGCAAUAUACU